GCCCGCGAGGGGCCGCUCCGGGGCUGCCGGGCCCCGCUGCCGCCCGUCCGGGGCUCGACGGGCACGGGACGCGCUCCUGCCCCGCCGGAGGCGGAGAGAGGGAGAGGAGGAGGAGGAGGAGAGACAGGGGGAGAGGAGAGCUGAUGCCUGACGAGUCACUCGGCGGAGGCAGAGCGGGCGGUACCACAACUUCCCGGCGGCGCGGAGCGGCGCGGAGCAGCGCGGCGGGGAUCGGAGCUCGCCGGCCGGAUCGCUCCCAUGUCAGCGCGGCGGCGGGGGACUGCGCUCCGCUAGCGACCAACCGCCGGCCAACCCCCUCCUCGCCCAGCGAUGUAUUCACUGCUCUCAGCCUGCACUUGCCUAUGUUUACAUUUCCUGCUGCUGUGCUUUCAGGUACAGAUGUUUGCUGCUGAGGAGAAUGUGGAUUUUCGGAUACACGUGGAGAACCAGACGCGGGCGAGGGACGAUGUGAGCAGGAAGCAGCUCCGGCUCUAUCAGCUCUACAGCAGGACAAGUGGGAAGCACAUCCAAGUGCUCGGCAGGAGGAUCAGUGCCAAAGGAGAAGAUGGAGAUAAAUAUGCCCAGCUUCUAGUGGAAACAGACACUUUUGGAAGUCAAGUCCGGAUCAAAGGGAAGGAGACAGAUUUCUACCUUUGCAUGAACAGGAAAGGCAAGCUAGUGGGGAAGCCUGAUGGCACCAGUAAGGAGUGUGUCUUCAUUGAAAAAGUCCUAGAAAACAACUACACGGCACUGAUGUCUGCAAAAUAUUCAGGCUGGUAUGUUGGAUUCACCAAAAAAGGGAGGCCACGGAAAGGGCCCAAGACCCGGGAAAAUCAGCAAGAUGUACACUUUAUGAAGAGAUACCCAAAGGGGCAAAUGGAGAUACAGAAACCUUUCAAGUACACAACAGUCACCAAGAGGACUAAGAGAAUACGACCCACCAACCCCAGCUAAAACCAGACAAAUAUAGUGUCACAAUAAGAAACCACAAAAAGAAAAAAAAAAACUGCACCAGAGGAAUAUUUUUACAUUAAAAAUAAGGAAGAAGCUCUAUUUUUGUACAUUGUGUUUAAAAAAAAUAAAAAUAAAAAAAAUUAAUAAAAGACUAGAUGGCAAAUGCUGGGGAAAGCUGUUCGGGAUUUAUUGUGACUUGAAAAAUGAAAUUAACUGCUCUAUUUAAAUUGACUUCUUGUUGUUGAUGACACACAGGUGCUUCUUUUGCUUUUUUUGGAAAGGACAACUUUUCAAGCAUAUCCCCAGAGGGAAAAAAAUUAUUAAAAAUAAAGAAAUAAAACCAAAGAAAACCAAAGUUCUUUCCCAAAGUUACUGAGACCCUGCCCCGCCAAGUGCCGGUUGCAGUAAUUAUUUAUUGCCUGCUGCCCGCCGGCCAGGACAGGCGGCGGCUGCAGGGACGAGCCCGUGGAGCUCUCGGCGCACCGACCCUCUGUAACCCUCCUGACGACAUUGGGAGUCACGGCUCCGUGAUCCUGCAUCCCGCUCACUUCUGGAGAAUGCUGCUAACUACAUUCAAGUGACUACAAGAUGACCUAGUACACCAAUGAUAAGGGAAUAUUUUAAAACCAGCUAUAUUAUAUAUAUUAUAUAUAUAUAAGCUAUUUAUUUCACCUCUCUGUAUAUUGCAGUUCCAUGAACCAAGUAUUACUGCCUCAACAAUUAAAAAAAAUUAUUU
Molecule: messenger RNA, 1690 nt
Organism: Camarhynchus parvulus
Lineage: Eukaryota; Metazoa; Chordata; Aves; Passeriformes; Thraupidae
Gene: FGF18
Product: fibroblast growth factor 18
Exons: 6
Coding region: 331-954 (207 amino acids)
Biological process (GO): positive regulation of cell population proliferation; animal organ morphogenesis; fibroblast growth factor receptor signaling pathway
Cellular component (GO): cytoplasm
Molecular function (GO): growth factor activity; type 2 fibroblast growth factor receptor binding; type 1 fibroblast growth factor receptor binding
Source: RefSeq, a predicted model, not a curated record